Sebastes umbrosus (honeycomb rockfish) is the source of this 3693-nucleotide messenger RNA. RefSeq names its product solute carrier family 26 member 6 (gene slc26a6.2). The record is from RefSeq and is a predicted model, not a curated record. Gene Ontology annotation, cellular component: membrane. The coding region runs from base 744 to 2948 and encodes 734 amino acids. Gene Ontology annotation, molecular function: oxalate transmembrane transporter activity; sulfate transmembrane transporter activity; chloride transmembrane transporter activity. NCBI's taxonomy places the organism in Eukaryota, Metazoa, Chordata, Actinopteri, Perciformes, Sebastidae. Gene Ontology annotation, biological process: transmembrane transport. The transcript has 21 exons.
CGCACUAAUUUAAAAAGACAAGAAAAGUACAAAAUCAGUGAACUAACUCGCUCUGUAAAUGAUCAAACAUGCAUGGUCAUCUCUCUAAUUUCUACCACUUCUGUUACCACCUCUACAACCGCAUUUACAGUUUGGAACUUUGCCCCCUCACUCAACAACAGUGUCCAAUUUGUAGAUUUGUCUUCAGGGUCUCCAGGCACAGCAGUGGAGCCACAACGUAGACAGAGACAGUCUCAGCCUCAGAUAACUACGGGACAGAGGAGACAGAGAAGAAAGAGUAAUCUUCUGUUUAUUUCGUCGGAGAAUCCUCUUUGUCGUGGACUUUAAAGUAAAACCUUACCUUCGUCUGUUGGCUGCAACAAAAAGCAAUCACAACUGGUCGUGUGGUACCACUUGGAUCUGAUGGAAAAGAUUCAAUGUGAAGCCUGGGGACCAUCGCACACAGAGAGGAUUAAUUCUUCAUGAAGAGGGAUGUGCCAUUUUAUCAUUGAAGGAACUUUAUUUAAGUUAGGUGGAAGAUUUUCAUUACAAUCCUGACCAGAAAUAGACUUGGAGUUGGAUUUAUUUCCUCGGAACUGGAAAAACGGAUAUCAGCAUAGAAGACAAAACUUUAUAUCACUUCUCUGAAAACCUACACUAAACUUGUAUGGUUCAUCUCAGGGCUUCAGUAGGUUCUGGGCUUUUGUAAAAGAAAUCUUUUACCUUUUUCUGAUACAGCUGGAACACACAAGCUAGUUUUAGCCAUGGCGGAGAGGAGACGGAUGGGCUACAGCGUGCACAGGGAGAUCCUGGACGAAGGAGCAGUGGAUGAGCUGGCAGUAAAGUCUGACUCAAAACCAUCUCUGUCUGAGAAGGUCAAAAAGUCAAUGAGGUGUUCUGGUCCCAGGUUGAAGAGCUGCAUGCUGGGUAGCGUUCCUGUUGUAUCGUGGCUGCCUCGUUACUCCAUCAGAGAAAACGCCCUGGGCGACCUGAUCUCUGGAAUCAGUGUGGGGAUCAUGCAUCUGCCGCAGGGUAUGGCGUAUGCCCUGCUAGCAUCUGUUCCUCCAGUCUUUGGCCUUUUCUCUUCCUUCUACCCAGUCCUCGUCUACUUCAUCUUUGGCACGUCCAAGCACAUCUCCAUCGGAACAUACGCGGUGAUGAGUGUGAUGAUAGGAGGGGUGAUAGAGCGAUUAGCCCCAGACUCCAACUUUAUGAUAUGGGACAACGCGACCAACUCCAGUAUAGUCGACAUCAUCUCCCGGGAUGCAGAGAGGGUCCGAGUGGCUGCAGCUGUCACCUUCAUGUCUGGGAUAAUUCAGAUUCUGCUCGGUCUGGUCCAGUUUGGUUUCGUGGUGACCUACCUGUCUGAGCCGCUGGUCCGAGGUUACACCACAGGAGCUGCCAUCCACGUCAUCGUGUCCCAGCUCAAAUACACCUUUGGCAUCAGCCCUGUGAGAUACAGUGGAGCCUUCGCAUUGAUCUAUACUGUGGUGGAGAUUUGCUCUCUCAUUCCACAGACAAACAUUGGUACUCUUGUGGUCAGUAUCGUCGCUAUAACCGGCCUCAUCCUCGCUAAGGAGCUCAACGCUUACUUGAGUAAAAAACUACCUGUUCCUAUACCUGUGGAGCUGCUUGGUGUUGUUAUUGCCACAUUGGUCUCCUGGCAAGUUAAUCUGGAGGAGAAAUAUGGAGUGGAUGUGGUGGGAGUGAUUCCCUCAGGCCUCCAGCCGCCUGUUCUCCCAACUGCCUCUCUGUUUAGUCAGGUGAUCGGGGAUGCCUUCGCUCUGUCUGUGGUUGGCUACGGCAUCGCCAUCUCACUGGGACGAAUCUUCGCUCUAAAAUAUGGAUACAAGGUGGACAGCAACCAGGAACUAAUCGCCCUCGGUCUGAGUAACUCCAUCGGAGGAAUUUUCCAGUGUUUCGCCAUCAGCUGCUCCAUGUCUCGCACCAUGGUUCAGGAGAGCACAGGAGGGAAGACUCAGGUUGCUGGCGCUCUAUCAGCAAUAGUUAUCCUUUUCAUCACGCUCUGGAUUGGAACGCUCUUUGAAGAUUUGCCGAAGGCAGUGCUGGCCGCCAUCAUCUUUGUCAACCUCCAUGGCAUGAUUAAGCAAUUCAUGGACAUCCCUGCUCUGUGGAAGAGCAACAAAGUAGACAUGGUGAUCUGGGUGGUCACCUUCAUCCUCACCGUGCUAUUCAACCCCGACCUGGGACUGGCUGGUGCCAUCGGUUUCUCAAUGCUCACCGUCAUCUUCCGGACACAGCUACCUAAAUACUCCAUAUUAGGGCAGGUCCCAGACACUGACAUCUACAGGCCGCUGGAGGACUACGAUCAGGUGAAGCCAGUGCCAGGGAUUUUGAUCUUCCGUUCCUCUGCCACCCUCUACUUCGCCAACGCUGAGAUGUACCAAGAAGCUCUUGGAGAGAAGUCUGGGAUUGACAUUACCAAGAUCCUGUCAGCAAAGAAGAAACUAGAGGCCAAAAGGAAGAGGCAUGAGAAGAAAAUGGCCAAGAAAGCUGCCAAGAAGAACGCAGUGGACAUGGAGUUGGAGCCAGAGAUGGAGGAGCAGAAGGACAUCGCCAUCAUUGAGAUGGACGCUGAGCCCGACACCUCACUCCCCAGAGCCAUCGUCCUCGACCUCAGCCCCGUCAACUUCCUGGAUACUGUGGGAGUCAAGGCGCUACGCAGCAUCCAGAGAGACUAUGGAGAAAUUGGUAUAGAGGUGGUUCUCGCCGGCUGCCAAACUGGUGUCGUGGACAACCUGCAGACUGGAGGUUUCUUUAACGACAAAGUGACAAAGUCCUGCCUCUUCUCCACCGUCCAUGACGCUGUUUUGCACUGUCAAUCUGCCAGAACGCACAGCCAUGAUGAGGGGAUGAACUACUGUCGUGACCUGGACUGCAAAUUGAUUGCCCACAGCAAGAUGGUUGGGGGGUGGGUGGAAAUGGAGAUCACAGCGACACAUUUGUGAGUCCUGAGAGGAACGAUGGAGGAUAUUAAGAAGAAGUGUCAGACACUCGUUUUAUCCAGUGAGCUUCAGAUUUCUGGGACACCCGUCUGUCACAAACACAGACACUCAAACCUGCAGACGCACACAAAUUGUAACGAACACGAUACAGGAAGACAAAAACAACAGAAUGACAAAGAUAUGACUACAGAGUACACACCCAGAGUCUUACAAUAAUAUACCGUGCUGGAGGAGUCAUGCAAAAACAACAAAAGCAUACAGUUAAAGCAUAUUAAUACAGAUUGAUAUUCCUCUGUGAUGUAUUUUUAGCCAACUUUGCAUGCUGUUUUAAAAUUGAAGUUAUUAGAUUGCCUUUAAUCAGUAAGAAAUACCUGCAUGGAUGAUUUAUUUAUGAAAAUCUAAAAAUCUGCCAAUGUUCAUGCACUUACAUGGAAAAGAAAUAUUAUUUUACUUAGUCAAAAGCUCCUCAUUGAAUGGGAACGUUCAUUUCCUUUCCAAACACAAACCGUUUUGAUUGAAUCUUCCAAAGAAGACAUUUUGAUUUGGUGACGCAACGACAGGAAAUCUCCAAAAACCUCUGAAAAGAUCUGGACUGAUGAAACUGAUGCCUCAAAUAUGGAUGUUCUCCUUUCCUGUGUCACCGGGACCGGCUGCUUCAUUCACACUCAGACUCCAGUCAACACCUUGUUUAUCUGCAGACGUGUUCAGUGAAUUUGUUUUAUACUUUACAAGGAGUUGUUCUCUGUUC